This is a messenger RNA of Aspergillus thermomutatus, 1023 nucleotides long. Its product is annotated as MBL fold metallo-hydrolase. Gene Ontology annotation, molecular function: transferase activity. The record is from RefSeq and is a predicted model, not a curated record. The transcript has 4 exons. Bases 1 to 1023 code for a protein of 340 amino acids. NCBI's taxonomy places the organism in Eukaryota, Fungi, Ascomycota, Eurotiomycetes, Eurotiales, Aspergillaceae.
AUGCCCAGCUCUAACCUCGUAGAGAUCGACUCCCUUGAAGCACUCGUCAUCAUCGACAAUGAGCUCGACCCCUUGUCGCCCGUCGCGCCAGACACCGUCCAGGUCUCCGGCCUCAUGGGUAGCCUCGCCACGUGCUCUCCCCACGACCUCAAGGAGAGGGGUGAUGCUCAGAAAGAGCUGAGAAUGGAAGACAUCUGCUGCUCCGCGCACGGCUUGUCAAUCCUUGUGACCGCGACGAAAGGGGACGUGCGGCAUUCGGUGCUCUUCGACGCAGGCCCGGAGGAAGAUGCCUGGGAGAGGAACGCGAAGCGGCUACGGGCGGACCUUGCCUCUGUAGAGGUUAUCCAGUUGUCGCAUUGGCAUAGGGAUCACUCGGGUGGUCUUCUUCGCGCCGUUCGCUUGAUCAACGAGGCCAAGCAGGUCAAGGGUCUUGCUGGGGGGCUGUCAAUAGAUUUGCACCCUUCGCGCCCCGAUUAUCGAGGGAUGGCAAUUGGUCAGAAGAUCAUAUCCCUCCAGGCUGAUCCCACGUUCGAGGAGAUCGAGGCAGCUGGGGCGGUGGUUGACAAACAUGGUGAGGGGCAUACUGUUCUCGAUGAUUUCUUUUUCGUAUCGGGGGAAAUCCCUCGGCAAACUGCCUACGAGAACGGACUGAAAGGAGGGAUGCGCUUCAGCCACGAGGAUAACGACUGGUUUUCUGACGAGCUCAUUGCUGACGAACGAUUCCUGAUGUGUAAAGGAAUUAUCAUGUUUACAGGCUGCAGCCAUGCUGGAGUGGUCAACGCGGCGAGACAUGCAGUCGAAUGCCUGGAUGGUUCCGUUCCUCUUCAUGCGGUUGUGGGAGGCUUCCAUCUGGCCACUAGUGAGGAACAGCAGAUGGAGAGCACGAUCAAAGACUUGAAGAAGCUUGAUCCAGCUGUGCUAUUGCCUGGUCACUGCACGGGUUGGCGGGCCAAAUUCGCCAUCGAGCGGCUUAUGCCUGGGACACUGGUGCCUUGUACGGUGGGCAUCAAGAUCACAUUUUGA